UGCAAAGUAUCUGCCAGUAGUAGAAGUUUCCCCGCCCUACACCAGAGUAAUUUAAGUAACUUUGGCUGCUUGCUGCGACACCCGCGAACAAUUACUCGGUUGCAAAUCGUCGACUUGUCCGGUUCACAAGAAUGCUCGCGAAUUUGCGUAGUGUAGUGGAGGGGCGACCCAGCUGCUCGUGCCAUCGGCCAUCGACAGCUCCAGUCCGGCCCAGCGUUGCAUACCGCGGGUCGGCGCGGCGACGAGGCUAUGCGGUUGUGGUGCGGGCGGAUACGGACUACUAUGAGCUCUUGGGAGUACCACGCACAGCCGAUAAAAAGACUAUUAAGCAAGCGUAUCGCCAAAAAGCACGCAAGUUUCACCCGGACGUCAAUAAGGAGGCGGGGGCUGAGGACUUGUUUAAGAAGAUUGGCGAGGCAUACGAGGUGCUCUCCGAUGACAACAAAAAGGCCAUAUACGACAAGUACGGAGAGGCGGGGCUCAAAGGCGGCAUGGGCGGCAUGGGCGGCGGGCCGGGUGUGGAGUUCAGCAACCCGUUUGACCUCUUCGAGUCGUUCUUCGGCGGCAUGGGCGGCAUGGGGGGAAUGGGCGGCAUGGGGGGAAUGGGCAACAUGAGCGGCUUCGCGCGCCGGCAACGCAGAGUGGAUGGAGAGGACGAUAAGGUUGACUUGCAGCUGGACUUCCUGGAGGCGGUCUUCGGCUGCAGCCGCGAGCUGGACGUGGAGCGGCUAGCAGAGUGCGAGGAGUGUGGUUCCACGGGUGUUCGCAAGGGCACGCAGCCCACCCCCUGCUCCGUCUGCCAGGGCUCCGGCCAGGUGGUGCAGGCGGUGCGCACCCCGCUGGGCACCUUCCAGCAGGUCGCCUACUGCAGCCGCUGCGAGGGCGAGGGCAGCAGCUUCACGCCCUGCAGCAAGUGCGGCGGCGAGGGGCGCGUGCGCGACACCAAGCGCAUCAGCCUGCGGGUGCCGCCGGGGGUGGAUGUGGGCAGUCGGCUGCGGGUGCGCGGCGAGGGCAAUGCGGGGCGGCGGGGCGGCGAUCCGGGCGACCUGUUUGUGAACAUCAGCAUCAAGGAGCACCCGGAGCUGCGGCGGGACGGGACCAACAUCCACAGCGAUGUGGAGAUCAGCUAUGUGGACGCGAUCCUGGGGACUCAGGUCAAGGUGACCACCGUUGACGGCCCCGUGGAGCUCAAGAUCCCCGCCGGCACGCAGCCGGGCACCAGCCUGCUCAUGGCUCGGCGGGGGGUGCCCAAGCUGGGCAACCCCAGUCUGCGGGGCGACCACAUGGUUCACGUGCGGGUGCGCAUCCCCAAGGCGGUGGGCGCGGAGGAGCGCAAACUGGUGGAGGAGCUGCGCGAGCUGCAGAGCAAGAGCAGGCUGGGGCCAUUCAGGUUCUGAGGAGGGGAGGAGGAGGAGGAGGAGGAAGAGGAGGGAGCUGUAUGAGGAGGCCCUCUGAGGAGGGGGAGGGAGGGGGGACGGGUGGUGCGGUGUGUGAACAGGGAAGAAAUAAAUGAAAAGUGAAGCAACACGGAGUCCCCAUCCCAUAUCCCGAUGCGUGAGGAGGGAGAAAAGCGUUGGAAGGUUAGUUCUGAGCAGGGCUGCUGAGGGGGAAUGGAGGGUCGGUUUGGGGGGUGGGGUUUGGGAGAGGUCAUGAGGAGAGGCGUUUCGCAGGGGCGGACCCACGAGAUGGGAGAGAGGAGGUGGUGGAGGAGGGUUGGUUAUUCAGGUUGGGAGGUGAGUCGGUGACCAGCUGGGCUGCCGGGUUUGCAGUACGGCAUGUGCCCUCCCUCUUAACAUUUCUUGUGAAGCAAGAGUGGUGGUUGGUUAUACCAACGUUUCUGGUAAAGCAAGGGCGGUGGUGGUUGGCUUUCCCGGUUCCGAGGUCGGGGACCAGGAAUGCUCGUAGCCAGUGGGUGGGGAUCCGGGUUUCGGAGUGGCCGGGUGUUUCCUGUGGCAGCGGCAGCAGCAGCUCAGACGGGUUGCCUUCAACAUACCGGGGGACGUGGGGACAGUCGGUACAGCAGCUUUUGACGGGUUGCCUUCAAACAGGACAGGACGGGGCGCAUGUGGGAGGUGCAGCUAUCUAUUCAGGUUGUAGUGCUCGGGAUCUUCUGUCGUAUGCUCUUGCCGUACGCUACAGCCUCCGGGUGUGCUGUUGCUUAUACCGCUAUUGUGGGUUCGGUGUACUUCUUACAUGAAGUGUGUGUGUGUGUGUGUGUGUGUGUGCUUGCUUGGUGGGUCCCGCGCCGUGCUGAGCCCCGCGGUAAAAGCUUGUAACAGUGUGUGCAUGCCGGUGCCCGUUGUUGGAAUCCCUGCCCAGACCGGCUCUUUGCUGCCCAGACCGGACCUUUCCCGCCGGCAGGGAAAAGGAGGACAGGGGAAUGGAUGAGGCUGGUAGGACACACGAGACAGUCCUUGCCGUGAAGGAGGAGGAGGAGGGGAGAAGGCCUGUGAAUCACCGUGGCUAGUGUGGGCCCCCGCUCCAUCCGUUGGCGAGUGAGUGCCCCCCUUCCAAUGCAACGCUAUGCGGCUGUUACUGCCGGUGCUGUAACUUGUAGCAGCGUGGUCUACCGGUAAUGAGAACUACUGGGUACCGUAUUGUUGGUGUUUGUUCAGAG
Molecule: messenger RNA, 2617 nt
Organism: Astrephomene gubernaculifera
Lineage: Eukaryota; Viridiplantae; Chlorophyta; Chlorophyceae; Chlamydomonadales; Astrephomenaceae
Source: the annotation of a GenBank genome assembly